AUGGGAAGCUCGUGCUCGUGCCUCGCGUUCGACGAUGAUGUUCCCGAUCCUGGCGCAGCCAUCCCCGCCUUUCAGCCACAAUCGCAACCCGCGAUCGCGUCGGGCCCGCAGCGGUCGUCGCAAAUAGCCGUGCCGCGGCAGUCCAUAGACGAUUUCAAGGAGGCGACGGGCAACUUCGCGCCGGGCAACAUGCUAGGGGAGGGGUCGUUUGGGCGCGUGUACCAGGGCUCGCUCAACGGCCGAACCGUGGCCGUGAAAAAGCUCGAAGCGAGCUCGCAGCCCGACAACGAGUUCCUCGAAGGGGUGGCGAUGGUGAGCCAGCUACAGCACGCGAAUGUGACGCAGAUGAUCGCAUUUUGCGCGGACGGCGCUCAGCGCGCUCUGGCUUUCGAGUACGCCACCCACGGCAGCGUGCACGACAUACUGCACGGCCGCAAGGUACCGCGCAAGACAGAGGACCCGCCCAUAACCCUAACAUGGCACCAGCGAGUCAAAAUAGCCCUGGGAGCAGCCAAGGGCCUGGAGUACCUACACGAGAAGGCCAACCCAUCUCUCGUGCACAAAUCCGUCAAGUCUGCCAACGUGCUCGUGUUUGAGGGGUUUGAGGGCAAGAUUGCGGAUUUCAAUGUGGCAAACGAGGCCCCGGAUCAAGGGUCACGCAUGGUGUCAACCCGUGUGCUUGGCACGUUCGGAUACAACGCACCCGAGUAUGCCACGCUGGGUCGGCUAACGCAGAAGAGCGACGUGUACAGCUUUGGAGUGGUGCUACUGGAGCUCCUCACAGGCCGCAAGCCAGUGGACCCCAACAUGCCCCGAGGCCAACAGUCGCUCGUCACAUGGGCAACGCAAGGGCGAUUGGCAGAGGAUAGAGUCAAGUCAUGUGUGGACCCCAAGCUUAAAGGCAAUUUCCCAGAAAAAUCCGUAGCCAAGUUUGCGGCCCUAGCUGCCUUGUGUGUGCAAUAUGAUGGAGCCAGCCAGGUGGAUGUUGGCGUCAGUGCUGACGAGUACGGUAAUCGUACUAUGUUCGUCUCCUCCACCCUACGCGCCUCCGCGCAGUACAAGUUCGACAGCUUGCCAACACAGGACGCGCCGAUUAAAGACAAAAGCUGGCACUUUGGCAGUGCCACGUUUUACGGAAACGACAUGCUCGUAGGCAACUCUGGGAAUUGCGGGUAUCCAUACAGCUUCGUGAACAACCGCACGCAAGUCGCGGUGCCGGAUCCGCGCUGGUCCAACACACUCACUUCCGGCAUCGGCAACUUCAAGGGCGCGGCGUGCGGGCAGUGCUUCAUGGUGAAAUGCCUUUCGAAGCCGCGGUACGCCGGAAAGGUCUUCUGCCGACGCAAGAAAGCGGUGAUGGUGACGAUAACAAACUUCGACACGCCGCGGUCUGAGGGCUGGCCGAACAACCACUUCGACUUCCACCGCACGGGAUUCGAGAAGAUCGCGGACCCGGACUCGGGCAUUGUGAACGUAAUGUGGCGGAGAACGCGCUGCCCGAAAACCGCGCCGAAGUACACGGUAAAGGGCAAUCCCUACUGGCACGACAUAACCGUUUACGAUGUGCCCGGGGUUGGAGCCAUCACGGGCGUAUGGGUGAAGCGGGCGGGGGGGUCUGAUUGGGAAGCCGCGCGGCACUCGUGGGGAGCGCAUUGGGUGGUGACAGGGAAGGUCGAUUGGGACAGCAGUAAGACGAAGGUGCGGGCGCAGGUUGCGGAGUCGCGGCGAUUCAUUUAUCCCGCUCGUAAGCAGGCAUAUUGA
Messenger RNA from Closterium sp. Naga37s-1, 1761 nucleotides. Lineage: Eukaryota; Viridiplantae; Streptophyta; Zygnematophyceae; Desmidiales; Closteriaceae. The record is from the annotation of a GenBank genome assembly.